Molecule: messenger RNA, 1478 nt
Organism: Brassica napus (rape)
Lineage: Eukaryota; Viridiplantae; Streptophyta; Magnoliopsida; Brassicales; Brassicaceae
Product: acyl-CoA-binding domain-containing protein 3
Exons: 4
Coding region: 206-1321 (371 amino acids)
Biological process (GO): fatty acid metabolic process
Molecular function (GO): fatty-acyl-CoA binding
Source: RefSeq, a predicted model, not a curated record
UGCCGGACCCGCUAUGUCGCAUAAAGCCGAAGACUCUCCACGAAUAUACUUUCUUCCUCUUCUUCUUUCUUUCCCUUUUCUCUUUUAUUUUUCUUUCCUCUAAAAAAAUAUUUGACGUUCCUUGAUUUAACUUCCUUCAUAGAUCCCUCAGUAUCUCUGCUUCUCUAUUUUCCCCUGUUUCGUCUUUGCGUGAUCCAUCAUCAUCAUGGAGUUUUUACUAGAGUUGCUUCUCACGGCGGUUGUUGCGCUUCUCUUUUCUUUCCUUGUCGCCAAAAUCGUAUCUGUUUCUAUGGCCGGGGAAAGCGAUCGGAUAGAGAAAACCGAGAUCGGUGUCGGUGAUGGUUCUGCUACGGUGGAGGAGCUUUGUUUUGGUUUGAAAGUGGAUGCUCCGGUGGUCCAGAGCGAGAGAAAACUCCGAGUUGUUGUUGAUGAGAAUGUGGAUCGGUUUGGAAACGGAGCUGAUCGUGUUGUUGAUGAAGUUGAAGAAGCCGCUAGAGACGUUGAGUUGGUGGUUCUAACUACGGAAGCUAAUGAGUUCUUGGCCGCUGUCUCGCCGGGGAAUGUGAUAGCCAAGGAGAUGAUAGUUCGUGGUGAAGACGAAGGGAGAGAAGAAACAAGUGGAGAAGUCGGUGAUGAACGCCAAGAGUUGAUUGAAAGUACGGCGGAAGCUGAGUCCACUGCCUCUGCAGUUCAAGAAAACAUGAUAGCAGAGGAGAUUAUCAAUCGAGGACGCGAGGAGGAACUAUCAUCGGCAGAAGGAGUAAGUUCUUGUGUAGAAAGAGGAGAAGUCGUAGUCACGGAAUCUGAGGAGGUUAGGGUUGAAGAAAGUAACAGUGGUGAGAAGAGUGAGGAUAAGAUGGAGUUUUGUAUUGAAGAGCAAGUGGAGUUGAGUAUUGAAGAAGAUGAUGAUGAUGAUGAUGAUUGGGAGGGAAUUGAGAAGAGUGAGCUUGAGAUAACCUUUUCAGCUGCUUCAAAUCUUCUGGAGCAAUCAGGGAAAGGUGAAGAAAUUACUGCUGAGGCUAAGAUGGAGCUGUACGGUCUGCACAAGAUCGCCACUGAAGGGUCAUGCCGAGAGGCACAGCCUAUGGCCAUCAUGCUCUCUGCUCGCGCUAAAUGGAAUGCCUGGCAAAGACUUGGAAACAUGAGUCAAGAAGAGGCAAUGGAGCAAUAUCUUGCACUUGUUUCAAAGGAGAUUCCUGGUUUGCUGAAUACUGUAGGGAAGAUGCCAGAAACGGAAACCUCUGUUGACUUACGAUCAUUAGAAGAUCCGACCACUUUAGACACAAUUGGUUUUCCAACCAGCAAAAAUGGAAAGGCUUGAACAAGAAUCCUUUGGGAAAAUAAAGGCAAAUUUGCAUUAAAAGUAUGUUUCUCAAAAGAUAAUAUCAUAAAUGCAGUAAAUAAACCAUUUGAUGCAAGCUGGAUUGUGUAGUGUUCUACAUAAUUGUUAUCCUCAUCAACCCAACAACUAAAAUAUA